Molecule: messenger RNA, 423 nt
Organism: Hydatigera taeniaeformis
Lineage: Eukaryota; Metazoa; Platyhelminthes; Cestoda; Cyclophyllidea; Taeniidae
Source: the annotation of a GenBank genome assembly
AUGCCCAACAGCGGCGCUAUAAUAAGUCUCAACGACAACACAAAUAAGGGACGAGGAGUUCACUCUGUCAUGAGGGCCCCUUCCACCUUCCAUGUCUGUCUACUCUAUAUGCUUCUCAUCUCCUUCCAAAUUCACAAUGUACAGGGUGAGAUGGGAAGAAGUAGGCGUUCAUACAACGCCUUUCCCCUCGAAUACCGCGAGCGAGUCAAGUCUGUCGGUCCAAACGUUGUGCAGAAACGGGAGCCUCAGACAGGUGGAUGGGAUUUAGCCGACGACUUGGGCACCUUGGGAACCGGUGAAGAUUUUGGUGACAUAAACGAUGCCGUCCUAUCCUCGGAAAAGACGUCGCUCACGCGAGAAGAAAUACAAAGGUAUCUGGCCCAAAUGAAGGCAUACUACCUGAAAAAUGGGAUGCCACGGUAA